AGGCACUGCGCGUGCGCAGAUGAAGUCCAACCGGAGACACGGACCCCCAUCCCCUGAUAAACCGCUGGGAAUGCUGGGAGCGCGUCGGAUAGUAACUGUCCCUGCUGAAGCCUUGAGCAGAGCUCCAGGGUGUGUAAAGCUGGUCAUGCUUCUGUAGUACUUGAUUCAUCUCCUACUCAGAGGCAGAAGAGCCUUUCCUGAGAUUGCUGCCUUCAUACCUGCUCGUAGAGGUUGAGGGAUGUGCUUUCUGUCAUCUGCUGUCACGGAGGCUGUGCUGAAAGCACGAUUAAAGGGAGGCAGAUGCCGAGAUCCCAGUAUAAAACAGUGAAGACUAUCCUGGGAUACUCAAACCGAGGGGGCGCUGCCCUCCCCCCUGAAUUAGAGAGUCAGAUGUCCACCGAAAGAGCCAGGAGGUAUCAAGCUGAGCUGAGACUUCUAAGUCAUCAGGGACUUUGAGUGCGCAUAGGCACCUGCUACACCCUGGGGAUGGCACACAGGGACUGUUUUCUCACUGCUGGUCUGCAUGACUGCCAAGGAGGAAGGCAAAGGUAGAGCAGCGGAUCCUCGGUCUCAUAGCUUCAGAUCCCAGACCUUACUAAACUCCUUCCUGAGCCCAGGACAAAGCUCACUUGAACAAAUGACUUUGAGUCAUGAAUGAAAAAUCUUGCUCUUUGCAUGAUGAGAAAGAAUUAAGAGAUGGACAGGUUGAAAGAGUGUCUUCGGGGUGCUCUCCACCACAUGACAAGAACAACAGCGCUCUUGCGGCCUUCAGGGGGGUCCCUAUUUCAGAGCUAAGGCAGCGCGGUGUUCUGCGGGCCCUGACUGCAGAAGCGAAUGACUGGGAGCCAGGUGCUGUCAGCCCAGAGGUGCUCAGAGCCCAGGAAGAGUGGGAAGCUGUGGACACCAUCCAGCCGGAUGCAGGGAGCCAGGUCUUCUCAGCCCAGCCAGAGCAGCUCAUCUCCUUUGCAGAGGUCUUGCAGCAUUUCCAGACUCUGGACCUGUCCUCCUUCAAGGAGAGAAUCCAGCCAACCGUUCGAAGGACUGGGCUCGCUGCCCUCCGGCACUGCCUCUUUGGGCCACCAAAGCUCCACCAGGGUCUUCGGGAAGAGAGGGACUUGGUCCUGACCAUUGCACAGUGUGGCCUGGAUAGCCAAGACCCCGUGCACGGCCAAGUCCUCCAGACCAUCUACAAGAAGCUGACCGGCUCUAGGUUUAAUUGUGCCCUCCACGGAGACCACUGGGAGGACCUGGGCUUCCAGGGAGCAAAUCCAGCCACAGACCUGAGAGGGGCGGGCUUCCUCGCCCUCCUGCACCUGCUGUACCUGGUGAUGGACUCGAAGACCUUGUUCAUGGCCCAGGAAAUUUUCCGCCUGUCUCAUCACCGUGUCCAGCAAUUCCCUUUCUGCCUGAUGUCUGUGAAUAUCACGCGCAUGGCCAUCCAGGCCUUGAGGGAGGAGUGUCUCUCCAGGGAGUGUAACCGGCAGCAGAAGGUCAUCCCCGUGGUGAACAGCUUCUACGCUGCCACUUUCCUCCGCCUCGCACACGUCUGGAGGACCCAGCAGAAGACCAUCUCUGACGCAGGCUUUGUCCUCAAAGACUUGGAAGUAUGGGCCAAGAAGAAUCCCCGGCGGUUGCUUAAGACCCUGGAGGUGUACCUGGCCCAGGUGUCAAAGGGACAGGCCUCCUUGCUGGGACCACAGCAGUGCCCUGGGCCCGACGGCCCUCGCGCCAAGGACCUGGCCUUCACGGGCGUAUGUGAGCUGCAGCCUCACACCUUAGAAGACUCGGAGCUCCUCUGAGUGAUGCUGUGGAUUGACACACAGGACCUACUAGUGGCUGGGCCGCAGGGCCUCUGGGUGGCGCUCCUGGGCCCGGCUGGAAGAGGCGCACGCGGGCACUGGGCGCUGGAACCCUCCGCACCGGCUGCGGCCAGAGCAGAGCUUGCCCUGCCGCCGAGGGACCAACCAGUGUCUGGUCUCGUCCCCAGCAGGGCUGCGGGGAUCGCAGAGGGACUGGGCUGGCAGCCCUAUCUGGACACUUGUACAUUCCACUCGGAGGGAGAUUCCCAAGUAGAAGCAGCCAGGAUCCCAAGUCCCCAGGAAUCCUCAGGCCCCUGGUGUCUGUGGUUGGAAUUUGAAGAGGAAAUAGUGUAACUACAGCCGCGGCCAGCAGGGGGCAGCACAGCCUGGGGAAGGCUGGGCCCUCGUCUCCUGUAAUCCCUCCAGGGUUAGGGUGCAGAAUUAGGCCCAGAGCUGGGUACCCCCACCCCCGGGACCCCCACCAGCCGCCCACAUCUGGGGCUUCAGCGGUGGAGGGUGCUGGGUCCCCUGAGGGUGUUUUCCAGCCUGGGUGAGGGAAGGGAAAAUUUGCUGCACCCCAGCAGUCUUAGAAUAAAAGAAUUGUAGUGAAAGGUCGCAAGUGUUGUCUUCGUCCCAGAACCUGCUUAGACCAGGCAAAGCCGCCCCUGCUCCUGUUCCCAGGAGGGCUGUGGCCCUGGCUCUUGGCUGGUGUGGCAUCCAUGCUGGGUUUGCCCACAUGGUUCUGGGCAUCUCAGCUCUGCUGUCCUCACUGGAGGCAGGGUGAUAAAUGGUCACUGUAGUGCACAAGGGAAUACCCCAACUUCUGUCUGCAGGGUCACCCUGCAGGUCCCCCCAGGACGUCAUGUAGGUAUGAUCAAGAACAGGUACAUAUUUUAAAAUUUUUUAAAUGUAUUACAGUAAAAGACAUUGCCAUUAA
Messenger RNA from Octodon degus (degu), 2736 nucleotides. RefSeq names its product ELMO domain containing 3 (gene Elmod3). The coding region runs from base 651 to 1799 and encodes 382 amino acids. The record is from RefSeq and is a predicted model, not a curated record. NCBI's taxonomy places the organism in Eukaryota, Metazoa, Chordata, Mammalia, Rodentia, Octodontidae. The transcript is spliced from 13 exons.